GGCAGGAAUACGGGGAUCUUCUGAUCCGGGGGGCCUUGCUUCGUUCUUCCGAGGUUCUGUCCUUCACAACAAAAAAGGAAUUGUGACACCUCUGAGCUGCAGUUCUUGAAGUGUCGCAAACCACAACGAUUCACCUACCACUGAAAACUUGCGAGAGAACGUCGCGGGGCAUAUCUCUGCUUGUACGAUAUCUUCAAAUUUCACACACAAGUCACAAAAGCUCGGCUUGUGGACAACAUGGCGGUCCAAGAUCUCCCGAUCGUUUUGUACACCUAUGACGGCUCACCGUACGGCCGACGGCUCGUCUGGUACCUGAACCUGCGCAAGAUCCCCUUCAAGACCUGUCACCAACCCCCCAUCCUCCCGCGCCCAGACCUGCAACUCCUGGGUCUGUCCUACCGGCGCAUCCCGUUGCUGGCCAUCGGGCGGGACGUAUACCUCGACACGCGGCUCAUCAUCGCCAAGCUCGAGCAGCUCUACCCCACGAGGUCGGGCCAAGAACAACAACAAUACCCGGGCAUCUCGCCGCAGACCCCCGAGCACCGGGCCCUCCAGCAGCUGCUCUCGCGCCACGUCAACGAGUCCCCCGGCGCGCUGUUCGGCCGCGCGGCACAGCUCAUGCCCGCCGACUCGCCGGCCCUCAGGAACGAGCACUUUGUCAGGGACCGAAACCAGCUCGUCACGGGCAAGCCGGACGGCAAGGCGUUCUCGCCCGCGAGCCUGGCGGCCGCGCGGCCGGCCGCGCUGGUCGAGAUUGCGCGCUUCGUCGAGCUCCUGGAGGGGACGCUCCUCGCCGACGGGCGGGACUGGGUCUUUGGUGGGCAAGGGCCGAGCCUGGGUGACAUCGAGGCCGUGUUUGUCCUGCACUGGCUGACCACCAUGCCUGGCGCCCUGCCCGCGGAGGUUGUCGGCGCGGGCCGGUACCCCAAGACGUUUGCGUGGAUCGCGCGGUUCGACCAGUUCGUCAAGAAGAGUGCCGCCAAGCCGGACGUCGUCAAGGGCCAAGAGGCCGCCAGCAUCGUGCUGGGUGCCGAGUACGCGGAGGAGCCGUCCGGCGGAGUACAGCGCGACGAUCCGGUCAUUGCUGCCGCUGGGUUCCAACCAGGCGAUGUGGUCACCAUGUGGCCGGUAGACCAGGCGCCCGUGAACAAGGACUCGGGUACGCUGGUCAAGAUGGAUGGCGUCGAGGUCGUCAUUGAGGUUCUGAGCAAAGACGGCAAGGCUGUGAGGGUGCAUGCGCCGAGGCAUGGGUUCAAGGUUGUCAAGGGCAGCCAGGCCGGGGCCAAGAUGUAGGCUCACUGUCCAUAGAAAUGAAAAAUCACAGCGACUUGGUAAUGGUCACGGGAAG
Messenger RNA from Microdochium trichocladiopsis, 1348 nucleotides. RefSeq lists its product as uncharacterized. The record is from RefSeq and is a predicted model, not a curated record. Lineage: Eukaryota; Fungi; Ascomycota; Sordariomycetes; Xylariales; Microdochiaceae. The coding region runs from base 238 to 1293 and encodes 351 amino acids. The transcript is spliced from 2 exons.